UGCGCUGGUUGAGGCGGGGUAGAGGGUAGUGCAGAAGUCUGUUGAGUUGCUGACUGUAAGUAUGAAUUCAGCUGCACAAAGCUCUCCUCAUACCGAAGCCUGUUCCGCGGUGAGUGGUACAUGUGUUCGUCUUUAGACUACAAACCGAAUUUGGGCUUAUCGUCAGACUGCAGAACUUCCAAUAGGAUACAUUCAAGAGAGCUAUAAACUCUUCCAACACAUUCUCCCCUUGUGCAUGUUUGAGGGAGAGGUGGACCCAAGGAAGAUGGGGUUUAAAGUGUUGUUGUGCCCUGCUGGAGCACAAAGCUAACUUUCAAAGCAUUUCGUAGUGUAGAUUAAAACUUGAUUGUUUUAGAGAGAGUAAACAAGAAGGGAAAAUGGAGAACCAGUCGGUGGUGGACCAGCAGAGCUACGAGGACGUGCGAAAGAGCGGCUACCUCCGCAAGCAGAAGUCCAUGCACCGGCGCUACUUCGUGCUAAGAGCGGCCUCGCCGAGUGGUCCAGCCCGGCUGGAGUACUAUGAGAGCGAGAAGAAGUUUCGUGGCAAGGCGCCUGUUCCGAAAAAGGCUGUAGUGCUGGAGACCUGCUUGAACAUCAACAAGCGGGCGGACGCCAAGAACAAACACAUGAUCGUGUUGUACACCCGGACAGAGAGUUUCGCCAUCGCUGCCGACAAUGAGGUGGACCAGGAGGAUUGGUACCAGGCCAUGGUGGAUAUGCAUUGCAAAAGUAAGAUCCCGCUGAGUGAGUGUGGCAGCGGAGACUACGGAGUGCCCACUCCGGGGCCGGCCUUCAAAGAGGUGUGGCAGGUGAAGGUGUGGCCCAAGGGCCUGGGCCAGGCCAAGAACCUGGUGGGCAUCUACCGCCUGUGCCUGACAAACAAGGACGGUCAAUCCUCGCCAAGCUCUUUCGGGGGCCCGCCCGACAUCGUGCUGCAGCUCAUGAGCGUCAUGUCGGGCUGUGGCCUCGAGAACUUCUUCUUCGUGGAGGUGGGCCGCUCUGCGGUUACAGGCCCCGGUGAGUUCUGGAUGCAGGUGGAGGACUCGGUGGUGGCCCAGAACAUGCACGAGACCCUGCUGGAGGCCAUGAAGUCCCUAAGCGAGGAGUUCCGCCAGCGCAGCAAGUCCCAGUCGGGGCCCGCUGCGGGUGGGGGUGCCACCGCCUCCAACCCCAUCAGCGUGCCAUCCAGACGCCACCACCCCAACCCGCCGCCCAGCCAGGUGGGGCUCACUGUAACCCGACCCACCUUGCGAGCCCCGACCUCGGUGAACAGCGGCAGCCCGAGGCGGUACCACAGCUUCCCGCGCACGCGCACGGCCAGCGACGGCGCCAAGAGCGACGACAUGGGUGGUGGUGGUCCAGCCAGCCCCACUCCCAAUGGCGGCUCCCGCUCCUCCACGCCCAUCCUCCGCUCCACGUCCGUCCGAGCGCCCCCUUCGUCCAAACACCCCCACGGCCUGAUGCGUUCCACCUCCACCCCCGCCGCCCCCUCCUGUCCCCCCAACCGCAUGUCCCCGGCCGGCCACCACGGCUCCGACUUCUGCCCGCUCAGCAGCAGCAUGAGCAGCAGCCUUGGCGGCGGCGGUUCGGGUUCCGGUUCCCAGGGGGGCGCCUACAGCCGCGUGCCCAGCCUGCAGGCCUCUCUCUCGGGCUCGCUCAGCGACUACGGCGGCUCCUCGGACGAGUACGGCUCCAGCCCCGGCGAGGGCUCGCUGCUGGCGCUCCACGGCCUCGCCAGCCUCGGGGGCCGCGACCAGGACGACGAGGACGCCAACUACAUCCUCAUGAGCCAACAACAGAGGAGGACCGGAAGUGGACAGGGAAACGGAAACCCCGGCACGAGUUCCGCCGGCCCCACGCACCACUACCUGUACCCGGGCGGGAACGGCACGCAGCAGCAGCAGCCUCCGCAGGGGGCCCGGAGGAUCCUGCGGCGGUCAUCGAGCCGCGAGUGCGAGGCCGAUCGGCGCUUCCUCAGCAAGAGGGCCUCGCUGCCGCCCAUGGCCCUGGAGCGCCUGGCCCCGCCGUCGUCAUCGUCCUCCUCCUCGUCCAGGAGAGGCGUGGACGGGGACGUGGACCAGGCGGAGGUGGAGGACGACUACGCGGUGAUGUCGUGCAGCGCCGGCCGAGACUCCUUUGUCCAGCAGAGGCGCGACGGCGUCGUCGCCUCCUCCUCUUCGUCCCAGCAGCCAUCUGGGAGCUUGGGUGGGCCGGCGGCCUACCUGGACAUGAGCGCCGAACUCCGGGGGGAGAACGGCGGCUCGUUGGGGUCAGCGGUCAGCGGGGAGGCGGUGGUGGUGGGUGGUGGCGGGAGCGCCAGGGACAACGGCUACAUGUCCAUGCUGCCGGGGGUGACCGCGACCCCGCCGUCGUCCGUCUCCAACUCUCUGGUGGUGGCCGUGGCCGACCCGAACUCUGACGGCGUCCGAGCCGACGUCGACGAUUACAUGGCCAUGACGCCCAACAGCAGCGUGUCGCCACCGCAGAGCAUCCGGCCUCCGCCGGCCGCGGCUAUCGCCGACGGCUACAUGAUGAUGUCUCCCAACGGUAGCUGCUCGCCGGACCAACGAGGGCUGAGCGGCGGCGCCUGGCUGGGCAGCGGCAGUGCCGACAGCCGCGCGGGCAGCGACUACAUGAACAUGUCGCCCAUCAGCGCCCGCUCAAUCAGCGGGAGCCCUCCACUUCCGCCGUUGUCCGAGCACCACGCCCGCUCCGACCCGCACGGCAACCAGCCCCCUGCGCCCAAAAUGGUCUACUCCUACUACUCCCCUGCGAGGUCCACCACAAGCACAGCGCCCGCGGCGUUUGAAGAGCCGGACCUGGGCGGAAAAAAAACUGGAGCGGGUCCAGGCACCAGCAGCGGAGUGGGCAGCGGGAGCAAAGUCCAGGACCCCCACUUGGGAGGUCCCCUCUCCGGCCGACACCUGUCCCUCUCCUCCUCCUCCUACUCGUCCAGCUCAGCAAGCAGCGAGAGCCUGGGGGAGGGCGAGGACAAGACCCCCCAUGGGGCAGCAGGAGCCGCAGCAGGGGUCAGGGCUGCGACGAGGGCCAAGAAUGGGGCUCUACAGCAGGACAAUCAGCAGCAGCAGGGUCAGUGGAGGGGAUCGGCCAGACUGAAGCAGCAGCAGCAGCAGCCUGGGCUUGGGCAGCGCAACCGGCCGGUCAGCUUGUUCGUGGACGUGUCCAAAGCCAACACGCUGCCCCGCGUCCGCGAGAGCCCGCUGCCUCCGGAGCCCAAGCCCGGCGAGUACGUCAGCAUCGAGUUUAAGGGAGAGCACUCAGCAGCAGGAGCGGCAGGUGGGAGAGGAUUCAGGCCUGGUUUCUGGAUUUCCCCAACGUCUUCAUCCUCAACAACAUCAGCGUCAGCAUCCUCGUCUAGUCGCCCCCUCCCCCGCCCCAUGUCCUGCCUAGCGGGCUUCCUACCCGUGUCCCCCAGGGGGCCUACGCCCCCCUCGGCCACCUCCGAGUACGUCAACAUGGACUUGGGUCCGUCACCGUCCCCCUCCCCCUCCCCGCUAUUGCUCACCCCUCUGGGCUUCCCUUCCUUCUCCACCCCGACGCCUCCGCUGCCCUCCGCCACUGCCCCCAAGGCCCGAGACGAGCUUCGGUCCGUGUCGUCCUCCUCCUCACGGUCGGACGAGGCGGGAAAAGAGAUGCGGCAGCAGGCGCCGGACUCGCCCACGUCCUGCGGCGACUACACGGAGAUGGCCUUCAGCCUGAGCACCAGCACGCCCACCACCUCCCCCAAGGGGCCCUUGCCGGACCGGCCCGAGUCCAUCCCCCCGGGGCCAGGCCUGGUGGCCCUGGGCCUGCCGCUGGACUUCCCCCUGGGCGCUAGCAAGCAGGGCCCCAACCCGGACCACGGCGCCAAGGUGAUCCGGGCUGACCCGCAGGGCCGUCGGCGCCACUGCUCCGAGACGUUCCUAUCGACUGCUGUUGCGGCGGCGGCGGUGCCCGUCUCGUCCUCGGGCUCGUCCUCCUCGUCUUCGUCCUCAUCCGUGUCCGGCGGAGGAGGAGGGGGAGGGCUCCCCGAGCACGCCCAGGCUGUGGCCAGGCGCCUGGGCUUCGACAGCAUCCUCUGGGGCAGCAGCGUCGCCGCCUCCCCGGACUCGCCCUCGCAGCAUGGCCCGUCCGUGCUGCCCAUCCCCCAGGGUUCGUCUGCCGAGCAGGGCCUCAACUACAUCGACCUGGACCUGGCCAACAAGGAGAGCCCUCACUCAGGACUGGAACAGGCUCAGACCAUUCCCGCGCGCCUCUUCUCCAGCGUGCUGGGCGGCGGAGCAGUGGGAGUGACCAGCGUGGGCCUCGGAGCAGGAGCGUCCAACCUCAACACCUAUGCCAGCAUCGACUUCUACAAGUCCGAAGAGCUGCGGACCCACCAGAGUACUGGCAAGGACACCGACACCGAGAGGAAGCAACAGGAUUUGGCUGUGGACUAGAUGAAUAGAAUACACUCUCUAAUCUCAGAUGGAGAGAGAGAGAGAGAGAGAGAGGGAUGGAGAGAGACAGUGAGUGACAGAUUGCCAGAGUGACAGACUAUGAGACAGACACAGUGUGUAAAAAGAGAUCAGAUAUCUACCCACACACAUACAUGGGCAAACCUCAUUAUACUACCAGGGAGAGAGAGGUAAAAUGAUAGAGAUGUCAUACUGACCUUUCCCCUGUAAUUAGUGUGCCUAAAGAUAAACUCUCUCUCUCUCUCUCUCUCUCUCUCUUGCUCUCUCUAUUGCUCUCUUUUGCUCUCUUUCUCUCGCUCUCACUCUGUUUCAAGUUCAAGUGGUUUUAUUGGAUUGUUUACAUGCAAUGUUCCAAAUAAACAAAAACAAGACACAUGCUGUGUAUAACUAAUGUAAAAAUAAAAACAUGCACUGUCUGCUGACACCUUAAAUGGAAGCGAAGGAGAAUCUGUGUGUGUGUGUGUGUGUGUGUGUGUGUGUGUGCUUGUGUGUUCUUUCUGUGGUGGUAAGGAUACUGUGUAAAUUCCCUCUUGAUCUCUUUAGGCUUGAGAUGUUUGUUCAGGUCUUACUGGUCUCGAUUUAGAUUU
Messenger RNA from Alosa alosa (allis shad), 5044 nucleotides. RefSeq names its product insulin receptor substrate 1-B. Gene Ontology annotation, cellular component: plasma membrane; cytosol. The record is from RefSeq and is a predicted model, not a curated record. Gene Ontology annotation, molecular function: insulin receptor binding; phosphatidylinositol 3-kinase binding. Lineage: Eukaryota; Metazoa; Chordata; Actinopteri; Clupeiformes; Clupeidae. Gene Ontology annotation, biological process: insulin receptor signaling pathway.